Molecule: messenger RNA, 939 nt
Organism: Diceros bicornis minor
Lineage: Eukaryota; Metazoa; Chordata; Mammalia; Perissodactyla; Rhinocerotidae
Product: olfactory receptor 6C2-like
Exons: 1
Coding region: 1-939 (312 amino acids)
Biological process (GO): G protein-coupled receptor signaling pathway
Cellular component (GO): membrane
Molecular function (GO): olfactory receptor activity; G protein-coupled receptor activity
Source: RefSeq, a predicted model, not a curated record
AUGAUGAGAAACCACACAAUAACAACAUUCAUCCUGCUGGGACUGACUGACGACCCACACAUGAAAGUUCUGAUUUUCAUCUUUCUUUUUUUUACCUACAUGUUGAGUGUAGCUGGGAACCUGAUCAUUAUCUCCCUCACCUUCAUAGAUUGCCAUCUUAGAACAGCCAUGUACUUUUUUCUCCAAAAUUUCUCUUUCUUAGAAAUCUCAUUCACAACUGCUUGUAUUCCCAGAUUUUUGUACAACAUAUCAACUGGUGACAAAAUCAUUACCUAUGAUGCUUGUGCUGUUCAAAUAUUUUUUACUUACCUUUUAGGGAUAACAGAAUUUUUUCUCCUAGCCACUAUGUCCUUUGACCGCUAUGUGGCUAUCUGCAAACCCUUGCAUUAUGUGAACAUCAUGAACAACAGAGUCUGCAAUAGGCUUAUCAUCAGCUGUUGGAUGACUGGUUUGUUAAUCAUAGUCCCCCCACUUAGCCUGGGCCUUAAUCUGGAAUUCUGUGACUCUAAUAUCAUUGAUCACUUUUUCUGCGAUGCCACUCCUCUGUUAAAGAUCUCAUGCUCAGACACAUGGUUCAUAGAGAGAAUGAUUUUAGUGUGUGCUGUGUUGACUUUUAUCAUGACCCUUGUGUGUAUUGUUCUUUCCUACAUUUGUAUCAUCAUGACAAUUCUAAGAUUCUCUUCUGCUCAGCAAAGGGAAAAAGCCUUUUCAACCUGUUCUUCCCACAUGAUUGUGGUUUCCAUCACCUAUGGCAGUUGCAUCUUCAUCUACAUCAAACCUUCAGCAAAGGAAGAAGUGGUCAUUAAUAAAGGAGUUUCCAUGCUCAUUUCUUCUAUUUCACCUAUGUUGAACCCAUUUAUUUAUACGUUGAGAAAGAAGCAAGUGAAAAAAGCCUUGAAUGACUCAGUCAAAAGGAUUUUCUUCUUCUUAAAGAAGUAA